Phyllostomus hastatus (greater spear-nosed bat) is the source of this 2646-nucleotide messenger RNA. RefSeq names its product histone-lysine N-methyltransferase PRDM9-like. Gene Ontology annotation, cellular component: nucleus. Bases 321 to 2501 code for a protein of 726 amino acids. The record is from RefSeq and is a predicted model, not a curated record. Gene Ontology annotation, molecular function: DNA-binding transcription repressor activity, RNA polymerase II-specific; RNA polymerase II cis-regulatory region sequence-specific DNA binding; histone H3K36 methyltransferase activity. The transcript has 9 exons. Gene Ontology annotation, biological process: regulation of transcription by RNA polymerase II; central nervous system development; positive regulation of reciprocal meiotic recombination. NCBI's taxonomy places the organism in Eukaryota, Metazoa, Chordata, Mammalia, Chiroptera, Phyllostomidae.
GAACCUCCUCCCGAGGGCGGGAAGCCCAGGAGCCGGGAGAGGACGCUGCACUGAGGUGGGCGGCGCGGCAAGGACCCCGGGAGACGGACCGGUCUCUGGGCCCUGCCGACCGGCUUUCCUGGGUCACCGCCGCAGGCAGGCGGGCCACCGAGCUCCAGGAGGAGGACCCUGAGGACUCUGAUGAAGAACGGGCCCCGAGGCAGCACGUGAAACCUUGAGUGGCCUUCAGAAGAGAACGCAGUAAACACCAGAAGGCAACAUCCAGGGUGCCAUUAAACAAGGAAUAUAGUUUGAAGGAAUUGUCAGGAACAGCAAAUUGGAUGACUGCAAGUGACUCAGAGCAUGCCCAGAAACCAGUGUCCCCUCCUGGAGAAGCAUGUGCCUUUGAAAAGCACACUAGACAAAAAUUGGAACUCAGAGGAAAGGAGAUGGACGUGAAGGUGUACAUCCUACAAGAAAGAAAGGGCCAUGUGUACCAAGAGGUCACCGAGCCCCAGGAUGAUGACUACCUUUAUUGUGAGAAGUGUCAGAACUUCUUCAUCGACAGCUGUGCCAUGCAUGGGCCACCUACAUUUGUAAAGGACACUGCAAUGGACAAGGGGCAUCCCCACCGCUCAGCCCUCACCCUGCCCCCUGGGUUGAGAAUCGGCCCAUCGACCAUCCCUGAAGCUGGGCUUGGAGUGUGGAAUGAGGCAGCUGACUUGCCAGUGGGUCUGCUCUUUGGCCCUUAUGAAGGACACAUCACAGAAGAUGGAGAGGCAGCCAAGAGCAGAUACUCCUGGCUGAUCGCCAAAGGGAGAAACUGCUAUGAGUAUGUGGAUGGAAAGGACAGGUCCUGGGCCAACUGGAUGAGGUAUGUGAACUGUGCCCGGGAUGAUGAAGAGCAGAACCUGGUGGCCUUUCAAUACCAUGGGCAGAUUUUCUACCGAACCUGCCGGGUCAUCAGGCCGGGCUGUGAGCUGCUGGUCUGGUUCGGGGACGAGUAUGGCCAGGAGCUGGGCAGCAAGUGGGGCAGCAAGUGGAAGAGACAGCUCAUGUCUGGGAGAGAACCAAAGCCAGAGGUCCACCCAUGUUCCUCCUGCUCUCUGGCCUUCUCCAGUCAGAAAUUCCUCAGCCAACACUUGAAACUCAAUCAUCCCUCUCAGAUUCUCCCGGGAACAUCUGCAAGAAAACACCUCCAAGCAGAGGAACCCUGUCCAGAGGAUCAGAAUCAGCAGCAGCAACAUACUCGUACACACAGCUGGAAUGAUAAAGCUGAAGGUCAAGAGGUCAAAGAAAGGUCCAAACUUUUGCUUAAAAGGAUCAAUCAGAGAAGAAUCUCAAGACCCUUUUUCCAACCUUCCAAAGAACAAAUGAGCUCUAGUGAGCAUGAGAGAAUGAUGGAGGAGGAGCCCUGCAGAGGCCAGAAAGAGAGUCCAGAGGGUACAGGCAAGUUAUUUGUGAAAGCAGGAAUGUCAAAAAUUGUAACAAUGGAGCACAGAGGGUGUUGGCAAGGCUUCAGUGAUGGGUCACAUCUCAUCACACACCAGAGGACACACUCAGGGGAGAAGCCCUAUGUUUGCAGGGAGUGUGGGCGAGGCUUUUCACAGAAGUCACAUCUCAUCAUACACCAGAGGACACACUCAGGGGACAAGCCCUAUGUUUGCAGGGAGUGUGGGCGAGGCUUUUCACAGAAGUCACAUCUCAUCACACACCAGAGGACACACUCAGGGGACAAGCCCUAUGUUUGCAGGGAGUGUGGGCGAGGCUUUACAUACAAGUCAGUUCUCAUCACACACCAGAGGACACACUCAGGGGACAAGCCCUAUGUUUGCAGGGAAUGUGGGAGAGGGUUUUCACAGAAGUCACAUCUCAUCAGACACCAGAGGACACACUCAGGGGAGAAGCCCUGUGUUUGCAGGGAGUGUGGGCAAGGCUUUACACGGAAGUCACAUCUUAUCACACACCACAGGAUACACUCAGGGGAGAAGCCCUAUGUUUGCAGGGAGUGCAAGCGAGGCUUUACAUGCAAGUCAGUUCUCAUCAGACACCAGAGGACACACUCAGGGGACAAGCCCUAUGUUUGCAGGGAGUGUGGGCGAGGCUUUACAUACAAGUCAGUUCUCAUCACGCACCAGAGGACACACUCAGGGGACAAGCCCUAUGUUUGCAGGGAAUGUGGGAGAGGCUUUUCACAGAAGUCACAUCUCAUCACACACCAGAGGACACACUCAGGGGACAAGCCCUAUGUUUGCCGGGAGUGUGGGAGAGGCUUUUCACAGAAGUCACAUCUCAUCAGACACCAGAGGACACACUCAGGGGAGAAGCCCUGUGUUUGCCGGGAGUGUGGGCAAGGCUUUACACAGAAGUCACAUCUCAUCACACAUCACAGGAUACACUCAGGGGAGAAGCCCAAUUUUUGCAGGGAGUACGGGAGAGUCUUUACACGGCAGUCAGUUGUCAUCAGACACCAGAGGACACACGCAGGGGAGAAGACCUAUGUUUGCGGGUGGACUGAAUGAGUCAUUAGCAUUAAGUUGGAUAUCAACAGCCAUAGGAAGUCUCUGCCCCCUUACUUUCCUCAAGAUUGUAAGUACAGAAGUAACAUUAAACAAACCCUCCAGUUUCAUGACAAGAGAUGAAAUGGAUAAAUAGUUCCAUGAGUAA